AUGUACUUCUUUCAUCCGUUAAUUCUGUAUAUUGUGGUAUUUUAUGGAGAACUGAUUGGACGGUGGCGAAGAUUCAAAAAAGCUUAUGCUGAAUGGUGGAAUAACGAUAUUGACAUCGCACAGCUUGUUGAUCGUUCAAUUGAACCACCACCAGCACAACUGGAUCUUGACUCAGUGCUUCACAUGUGCAGUUCGAAUCCA
Cylicostephanus goldi is the source of this 201-nucleotide messenger RNA. NCBI's taxonomy places the organism in Eukaryota, Metazoa, Nematoda, Chromadorea, Rhabditida, Strongylidae. The record is from the annotation of a GenBank genome assembly.